Molecule: messenger RNA, 1048 nt
Organism: Pocillopora damicornis (cauliflower coral)
Lineage: Eukaryota; Metazoa; Cnidaria; Anthozoa; Scleractinia; Pocilloporidae
Product: cilia- and flagella-associated protein 20
Source: RefSeq, a predicted model, not a curated record
CUUAACGACAACCACUGUUCACUUGAGCCACAACACGCUAGUUACGGUCGUGCUGAAGAAAGCAGAGGCUUUGAUUUAUAAAAAAUUGUUACCAUAAGAAGGCAUGUUUAAGAAUACGUUUCAGUCAGGAUUCCUAUCCAUAUUAUAUAGCAUUGGCAGCAAGCCUUUGCAAAUCUGGGACAAGAAAGUUAGAAAUGGACAUAUAAAGAGAAUAACCGAUAACGACAUUCAGUCACUUGUUUUGGAGGUCGUCGGAACAAACGUCAGUACAACUUAUAUCACAUGUCCCGCUGACCCAAAGAAGACUCUUGGAAUCAAGCUACCAUUCCUUGUGAUGAUCAUUAAAAAUUUGAAAAAAUACUUCACGUUUGAAGUUCAGGUCCUGGACGACAAGAAUGUUAAAAGACGAUUCCGCGCUUCUAACUACCAAUCAACCACGCGAGUGAAACCAUUCAUUUGUACGAUGCCCAUGAGGCUUGAUGACGGAUGGAAUCAAAUCCAGUUUAAUCUUUCAGAUUUUACAAGACGGGCUUAUGGUACAAAUUACAUUGAAACACUUCGAGUUCAGAUCCAUGCCAACUGCAGGAUAAGACGAGUUUACUUUUCCGACCGCUUGUACUCAGAAGAUGAACUACCAGCAGAAUUCAAGCUUUACUUACCAGUGCAAAAAAAAUAAAACCAAGGCUUAAACCUGACUGAUGGAUUUGGGGGUUUUGGGGAGGAAAAAAUUUUUGGAUUUGUUGCUGAAACAGCCUGUAAUUGCUAUUAUUCUUCAAUUAAGCUUUCAUUUGCCUUUAAAAAGGGACAUAUUCUUGACAAAUCAGUUUCUAAGAGUAUUCUGGAGCUUUGUUUUAGGCUAAUGAUUCAAUAGACUUGAAGAGCAUCUUUUGUUACUAAGAGUAAAUAACUCUAACAAUCAGUCGAGUUGUCUGAAAAUUGGAUAUUUUUGGCUGUACUGUUUACUCCAACACUGAUCACUCCACUCAUUGUUAUCAUUGUAAGUAUAUAAUUGUAAAAAAGAAAAUAAAUUUACAGUGUAUAAUCACAA